Molecule: messenger RNA, 2388 nt
Organism: Rubroshorea leprosula
Lineage: Eukaryota; Viridiplantae; Streptophyta; Magnoliopsida; Malvales; Dipterocarpaceae
Source: the annotation of a GenBank genome assembly
GCCACAGCAGCUAGAGCUUUGUAAUCGACCAUGGAAAUCGAUUACGAAGAACGGAAAAAACACGAAGAUGAUCCGUUUCUGGCUUUUGUAGAGUACGCUAGGUCGGUGCUAUCGCCGGAGGAGGAGGAGGAAGGAGAAGGAGACGAGGAGGGUUACGAUCGGAGUGGGCCAGGGUGGAGCUGGAUCGCGUUUCGGAUCCUCAAGACUUGUGUUGCUUACUCCAGCGGAGUAACUUCUGCUAUUUUGCUCUCCGAUCUGUCUCAGGCAUGGAAUGAGCAACAUAGAGCAGGUGCUCCUAAGAGAAGGCCAGAGUGUAUAAAUCAAUUGAAAAAGAAGCAUAGGAGAACAAAGCUUCCAAACACAGUCACCAUUGACUCUAUAUACGAGAAGAACUUCUUGUCCCUAGCUAAUGUGUUGGAAGCUGUGGUUGUUGAGGCAUUUGUUCUCCCAGGUACGAAUAUCUACAUGCUUACUUUGGGGGACUACUGGAGUUCCAAUACUAUAGAUCUUUAUCUUCAUCGUAGAUACUACAACUUGGUGAAUCCUUCCAAUGGAAUUUUGAGGAAAGGGAGGGAGGUUUUCCUCACUGGUUGCUAUCUCCGGACUGCCAGAGAAGGAUCUGGUAGUCCACGCCUUCUGCCAACAGAAUAUCUUGUGAUAUUAUUGGAUGAGGAUCUGGAUGAUGAUGCGAUACUUAUAGGAGCCCAGUUCUGCUCGGAUUCUUUCUCUUCCAUUUCUCUUGAUGCAGUCAACAAUGGUGUUUCUUAUUCGUUGUAUGCCAGGAUUGAUUCUAUUGGAUCACUAGAAGUUCAGGGAAAACUUGACAAUUUAGAAAGGAGGCAAAUCACUCUUGUUGAUAAUGAUGGUGUGAAACUAAAAUUUCUCCUGUGGAAUGAGCAGGUAAUCCUGGCCAAUCUAUUCAGUGUUGGAAGUAUGCUUGCACUGGAUAGGCCAUAUAUUGCCAGUACUGCAGGGAGCAACAUUGAAACAGACCAUGAAUUUUAUCUUGAAUAUGGAAGUGCAACACAGUUAUAUUUAGUUCCCUUCAUCCAACACGAGGAACAAGUAUCUGUAGCAUUGACACCAAACCGAUAUCAAGGAUCAAGGCUGCUCGGUGCUGUUGAUCCUACUCAGGGUCCAAGACUCUCUCAAGUGACCUUGCCCUGUGAUUCUCAGGGGUCUAUUAAUUUCAGUGAUUAUCCUUUUCAGUCAUUUAUUGUUAACCUUCGCGACAAGAUGACUGGCAUAAGCCUCUAUGGUGUGGUUAGAGACAUUUUUCGGGAAAGAAAUACUUCAGAGGUUGUUUUCUCUUUGAAAAUUGAAGAUACAACUGGAGCAAUUUGGGCAAAACUACACUUUUCACAAUCUUGGUCACUAGGAAGAUUGAGCCUAGGUCAAACUGUUUAUAUUUCUGGCUUGACAUGCUCUAAGACAAAAUACAAUUGCUUUCAAGUGGUAUGGUUUGAGAAGGAUGCUGGAGCUUCUUUUGUUAACCUUAGUUGCUUGCCAGCAUUGUUGAACUCAUCUUGCCUUCACAAACUAACAUGCCUGUCCGAUAUCAAAAGCCAGACUAGCUCUAUGCAUAUUUGUCAUGUCAGGCUCGAUCCAGUUGCUCGUUGUCAUGUUAGCACAAGAUUUUCUCAUGCUCUUUGUGGUCACUUUGUCAAAGAGAUGCCUAGUGGGGUUCUUGAGUGCAGUUUCUGUCUUUGUAGCUGCAAUGCUGAAAUCCUGCGUUCUUUUCACUUGAAAAUCACCCUUGCAGAUGAAAAAGGAAGUCAGGCUAAAAACAAGCAUGAAAAUGGAAAACUUUUUGCAUGGUGUACUGGUCAAACAGCCAUGGAGUUGUUGCAAAUUUCACCUGAUGAAUUUUAUGGGCUGACUGAGGAUGAGCAAAUUAUGUACCCUUAUUCAUUAGGGAACGAGAGAUUCACAGUUGCAUUAGUGAACUGCGAAAAGCAGGGUUAUGGAUCCAAUGACAAUCUAGUGCAAGAGAUUGACGGAGUUUCCUGGGAGAUUACCCGUGCAAUCAAGCGUGAUUAAUUUGGUUUGCAUUCAAAGAAGGAUAAAAUCAAGCGCCUUGGAAUCAAACGGGAAAUGGUAGCAAGGAUUUGAAGGUCAGCAUGAGGCUCUGCAGUUUUUUCAGCAUGAAUCUAAAGGGUUUCCGAAGAAUUGAACAUGCAAAAUGAGAUAUAUAUGAUAACUUCUCUGGAGGAUAACAGGCCCACGAGGAAGGAAGAUCCGUAAUUACGGUAAGUAUCUUCCACUCGAGGUUUCUUUAUCUCCCAAAUGCAUUGUAAUUUGUUGCAAUUUUCAUGCAGUUUAGAAUUAUGCAACCUGAAGAGUCAUUUCCUUCCAUUUUUUUUUUAUCAAUGAAAAAUAUGAAAAAGU